This is a messenger RNA of Pieris brassicae (large cabbage white), 3590 nucleotides long. Its product is annotated as nuclear pore complex protein Nup153. The transcript has 8 exons. Gene Ontology annotation, molecular function: structural constituent of nuclear pore. Gene Ontology annotation, cellular component: nuclear pore. The record is from RefSeq and is a predicted model, not a curated record. Gene Ontology annotation, biological process: protein import into nucleus; RNA export from nucleus. The coding region runs from base 71 to 3418 and encodes 1115 amino acids. Lineage: Eukaryota; Metazoa; Arthropoda; Insecta; Lepidoptera; Pieridae.
CUUACCGUUUGCAGAGGCCAUGAUGUAUCACGUUUUUCCUUGUACCUAGUUCAUCGUGACCGUUGGGCUUAUGGAAUAUAUUGAAAAUUUAGGUGUUAAUGUGGCAAAAACUGAUCAACCUGACAAGAUGAAUUCGAGAGAGAUACGAGAAGCAGAGGAUAAAUCGAUGGUCCCUAAUAAAACAUUGGCUGAAUGUUUUUCUGCAAUAAUACCGUCAUCUAUAACUAAAUGGUUCUGUCGCCCACAAUCAUCUUCCCUUUCUGAUUCUGCUAAUAUAUCACAUGAACCUAAACGUAGGCGACUUAGCGAAGAUCCAAAUCACUAUAAAACAACACCAUCUUGUGCUAGUACAAGCACAGAUUCUUUAUAUUCUCCAAAGUUAACACUAAAACGUAAACACGAAGAUUUAUUGAAUGCAAAUGGAAUUACACCAGAGGACGCAGUAAAUCGGGUGUCAUUUAUCUUGAAAAGCUCAUUGCUUUCAGAGGAUAAUGUCAAACCAAAAGAAACUUUCGUGGAUCGCAAUAGGUCGUCAGCUUCUAUCCCCUCGCCCGCGAAAAAUAGGAUGAUUCAGUAUGGCAAACCUUCCUUUGAUAUCAAUGGAGCUUCAGGAUCGUCUUUCUAUCCAGGUAAAACAACAUACGGCGGAGCAUCCAACCAUUUGUCUGUGAUAUCACAAAAUUCAAUUGUAAGAAGAAGUACGCCAGGAAAUAGACUUCAUAAAAGUGUAGACAAUAUUGAUUGCAAAAUGAGUGGUCCAUCGGAACGAAUCAUGCAGCUACUUGAGAACUAUUCAUCUCCAUUAGAAGAAGUUAGAAGGAUAUCAUAUUUUGUCAGAAACGAAAAUAAUAACAAUUUAUCUAUCUCCAUGUCUAACAACUCUUCCAAACAAAUAUCAAAUAAAACUCAAGAACUUCAUGUGCCAAGCAUUGCUACAAUAUUAAGUAUUAAAAAGAAAUCUGGUCUGAUGGCUAGCACAAGUACUGCUAGACAAUUACUGGCAUCCCAGAGUAGUGCCACUAAGUAUUCGGCACAUACACAUAAUCGUUCGGAUUCAGGCAGAAAAAGUUAUGAUAAUCAGACUUUUAAAUCAAAGAAAAGGCGCGCUUCUACGUCGUCGUUGCCAAGUGACUGUUCAUCAAAUGCUUUGAAAAUCAAUAAAGAUUAUUUACCUAACUUUACAUUCACCAUAUCAAAACAAUUUAGUACUGCGUCAACAUCUGAAAAUAAUACAGCAGCAUUGCAGAAUGAAAACACCCUAUUUCAAUUUAAUAAACCUGCUGAAGCUCCUGAUGCACAAAGUGAUAAUACUGAAAGUGAUUGUUUAGUUAUUCUUGAUAGCACUGACAAAGAUAUAGACACAAGCAUGGCAGACGAUGAUGUUGUAUCUAAAAAUGCACCAUCCACCCAAAUAUCAAUCGAAUGCAGUAGUUGUGAAAACGAAAACAUUACUGAAGUCCUUGUAAACACUCGUUGUGUACAAAAAACUACAAAUUUAUUACAAUGGACAUGUGAAGAUUGCUGGGUUAAAAAUGAUAUGAGUAUUAGUAAAUGUGUAUGUUGUGGUGGAAAAAAACCUCUAAACAAAAUUGAUAAUAAUAAAACUUCUACACCAGUUGAGACAAACAACAACCCUGUUAGCUUACCUAUUAAUCAUGGUUCUUCAUUAACUAAUAAAAUUACAAAUGAUAAAAGUCAAGAAGAAACGUGGGAGUGUCAUGUUUGCCUUUUAAAAAACGCGAAGCAGAACACCAAAUGUAUUUGCUGUGAUGCUACAAAACCAGGUGCUGAACAAUCAGCAACAUUAAAUAGUAAACAAGCAGAAGUCACAAAAGGUCAAGAUGAUAAAUGGGAAUGCAAUGUUUGCCUAGUAAGAAAUGAUAAACAUAACAGCAAAUGUGUGUGCUGUGAAGUUGAGAAACCAGGGACUAAGAAAUCGGAAAUAAAGUUUAAUUUUAGUGUGCCUGUAAAUACAAAAUUUAAGUUUGGAAUUGAUUUGAAUAACACAAACCAAGCAUCUAAUAAAGAAAUUGUAAAAGAAGUAGAAACAAAUAAUAAUGUGCCCCCUACACAAUUUUCAUUUGGGCUAACUCCCAUAAAUUCAGUUGGUGAAAGUUUAGGCAACAAUUUAAAAGGAUCUAAAGAAAGCGCUUCCAAUAAAUCUCCUCAGAUUGAACAUAUGACUGUGAUUUUGGAAGAGGAAAGCGUUGAAAAUCGUCAAGUGUCGUUAGUAACGGAAUCAACACAGUCAUUGGUACCCCUGAACACAAUAGGACAAACAGUAACAAAACCAAGUCAAGAAGAACCACAACCGGCACCAACAGCUUUGCCCAAUGAUGGACAGCAGCAAAACUCUGCUACUUUUACCACACAAUUGCAGACAAUUGAAAUUAUGAAUGAAUGUUCCAACCCAAAUCCUCAUCCGAAUAAUUUACAGCAGAAAGAAUCAAGUAAAGUUGAAACAUCAAGCCGUCCUUCUUUACCAGAGAAUAAUUUGUUUGAAAGAAGUUUGAAUUCAUUUUCACCCGCCCAAGCCCCUUCCACUUCAAUGUUUAACUUUGGUUCAACUGCUAAUCAGAAUACAAUUAAUAUUGGUUCCACAAAUACGAUGACUUUUAAAUUCGGAAAUUAUAAAAUUAAUUCAUCAAAAGUUAAAGAUUUCGGAAUUCUUCCAGGCAAAUUUGAAACGCCGGCUUCGCAGGAUAACAAUAAUUCUGCAGUGGACACAGGUAAUGGGGGCGGUGUAAUUAUUGGCAAUGGUACUAACGCAUUUCAACACGGCGAUGAAGUACCUAACGUAUUAAACUCAGAUAAUCGUCUGUUUGCUAGCGACCAAAGCCAGCCUAGACCUGCAUUGCCAACAGGAGGACUAUUCGGAGCUCAAAAACAAAAUGAAAACAGCGGUUGGCCUCCUACAAAUUUAUUUUCACCACCGCUAACACUCUCUACAAAUCAACGAAAUCUGGCAUUGCCUUCGUGUGCCUUUAAUAGCAUGCCAUUUAAUGCUAGUCCUGCAUGUAGCAACGUAACCGCAUUUCAACGUAACAACGCUCAGAUACAGUCGCCGUCUCAAGGGUUCGGCGUGCUUCCUGCUAAUCCAUUCGCGGUUCCUACGCCUACUUAUGAAAAUCAAGCACAAAGCACAAACACUAGUGGGACCGCAGUAGGGAUUUUCGGACAAUCACUUGGGGCUUCUGCAGAAAACAACAUCUUAUUUGGCGACACGUCACAGCAGAUGCCGAGCUUCAAUUUUUCUGCUGGUCAGACUUCUACUCCUGCCGUAUUCAACUUCUCUCAGCAGUCGGGGAUUCGCGGUCUGACUGGGGCGUCGUCACCGCAAUUCCAAGUAGGCAGUUCUUCCGCCCCAGGACAAACUCGACGUAUAAGGAAAGCAGUCCGAAGAACAACACCACGAUGAAUGCUUUAUAAUCAAUAUUAGCCAAGAUAUUAAUUAAAAAUUACACCCGUGUCAUGCAUGUCAAGUUUGUUUCGUUCUCGCUGAACGAUAUUUAUAUAUUUUUUUUAAUUAUAAAUUUAAAUAUAUUAUUUAGCGGACUUCACACUUCCCUUCGCUUUGAAGUCAGUCCUUA